Cygnus atratus (black swan) is the source of this 4720-nucleotide messenger RNA. It is a transcript of the gene GRID1, whose product is annotated as glutamate ionotropic receptor delta type subunit 1. Gene Ontology annotation, biological process: monoatomic ion transport; synaptic transmission, glutamatergic; modulation of chemical synaptic transmission. NCBI's taxonomy places the organism in Eukaryota, Metazoa, Chordata, Aves, Anseriformes, Anatidae. The record is from RefSeq and is a predicted model, not a curated record. Gene Ontology annotation, molecular function: transmitter-gated monoatomic ion channel activity involved in regulation of postsynaptic membrane potential; glutamate-gated receptor activity. Bases 239 to 2986 code for a protein of 915 amino acids. The transcript is spliced from 18 exons. Gene Ontology annotation, cellular component: postsynaptic membrane; plasma membrane.
UGGCCCCCGUUUUUUUUUUUUUUCUUUCUUUCUUCCCUCCUCUUUCCCCAUCACCCGUUUUCCUCAGUCUUGGAAAAUCCUCCGUGGGAAUUUGGGAUUUUUUUUUUUUCCUAGGCGGGUGUCAGGGCAUCUUCCCCCCCCGCCGCCUCGCUCCACCUGCCCUUGCUCGUUUUCUCUUCUUUUCCCCCGUCUGCCUCGCCACCAAACCCGGGCUGAUGUGCUGUGCGAGAGGCUGGAAAUGGAAGUGUUGAUGCUCUGGCUUUUCCCCUGGAUAUUUCAGUGCGUUUCGGUGCGGGCGGACUCCAUCAUCCACAUCGGUGCCAUUUUUGAAGGCAAUGCUGCCAAGGACGACGAGGUGUUCAAGCAGGCGGUGUCGGAUCUGAACCUCAAUGACGACAUCCUCCAGAGCGAGAAGAUCACCUACUCCAUCAAGCUCAUCGAGGCCAACAACCCCUUCCAUGCGGUGCAGGAAGCCUGUGACCUGAUGACCCUAGGGAUCUUAGCCUUAGUGACAUCCACUGGCUGUGCCUCGGCCAACGCCCUGCAGUCCCUGACGGAUGCCAUGCACAUCCCACACCUCUUUGUGCAGCGCAACACGGGAGGCUCCCCACGCACGGCCUGCCACCUGAACCCCAGCCUGGAGGAGGAGGAGUACACACUGGCUGCCCGACCACCAGUCCGCCUCAAUGACGUUAUGCUGAAACUGGUCACCGAGCUGCGAUGGCAGAAAUUCAUAGUCUUUUAUGACAGUGAUUACGAUAUACGCGGACUGCAGGGAUUUCUCGAUCAGGCCUCCAGACUGGGACUUGAUGUGUCAUUACAAAAAGUGGACAGAAACAUCAGCAGAGUCUUUGCCAACCUUUUCACUACCAUGAAAACAGAAGAGCUGAACCGCUAUCGAGACACAUUGCGAAGGGCUAUCUUACUCCUAAGCCCACGGGGAGCCCAGACUUUUAUUAAUGAGGCUGUGGAAACCAACCUUGCAUCAAAGGAUAGUCACUGGGUCUAUGUAAAUGAGAAACCUAUUGAGACCAUCUUGGUGCUUCUCUGUGAGGAACUACCUCCACAAUAUGAAAUCACCGAUAAUGAAAUAUUAGAGUUGGUACAUAGUGCUCUGGGGAGGAUGACAGUUAUCCGGCAAAUUUUCCCGCUCUCAAGAGACAACAAUCAGAGGUGCAUGAGGAACAAUCACCGAAUAUCUUCACUGCUGUGCGAUCCACAAGAAGGCUAUCUUCAAAUGCUGCAGGUUUCCAACCUGUACCUGUAUGACAGUGUGCUUAUGCUAGCCAAUGCUUUCCACAGAAAACUGGAGGACAGGAAAUGGCACAGCAUGGCAAGUUUGAAUUGCAUGAGGAAAUCCACCAAACCUUGGAAUGGAGGACGAUCCAUGCUAGAGACAAUUAAGAAGGGCCAUAUAACUGGGCUUACUGGUGUUAUGGAGUUUAGAGAAGAUGGCGCCAACCCCUAUGUUCAGUUUGAAAUACUGGGCACUAGCUACAGUGAAACAUUUGGCAAAGAUGUCCGGAGGUUGGCCACGUGGGACUCUGAGAAAGGACUGAAUGGUAGCCUGCAAGAACGACGUCUGGGCAGUGACUUACAAGGAUUGACACUCAAAGUGGUGACUGUCUUGGAAGAACCUUUUGUGAUGGUGGCAGAGAACAUACUUGGGCAACCAAAACGUUAUAAAGGAUUUUCCAUUGAUGUCCUGGAUGCACUUGCCAAGAAUCUGGGUUUCAAAUAUGAGAUAUAUCAAGCUCCUGAUGGUAAAUAUGGACAUCAGCUCCCAAACAGCUCCUGGAAUGGCAUGAUUGGAGAACUUAUUAACAAGAGAGCAGACCUAGCAAUCUCAGCCAUCACUAUAACACCUGAAAGAGAGAGUGUUGUGGAUUUCAGCAAGCGGUACAUGGACUAUUCGGUGGGGAUCCUGAUCAAGAAGCCCGAAGAGAAAAUCAACAUCUUCUCUCUCUUUGCUCCUUUUGACUUUGCGGUGUGGGCUUGUAUUGCUGCAGCCAUCCCUAUAGUUGGUGUCUUAAUAUUUGUCUUGAACCGGAUCCAGGCAGUCAGGGCACAGAACGCUUCCCAGCCGAGCCCUUCUGCUUCCUCCACCCUGCACAGUGCCAUCUGGGUUGUGUACGGCGCCUUUGUUCAGCAAGGGGGUGAAUCUACUGUCAAUUCUGUGGCUAUGCGCAUUGUAAUGGGAAGUUGGUGGCUCUUCACCCUUAUCGUGUGCUCAUCCUACACAGCAAACUUAGCAGCAUUUCUCACAGUAUCAAGGAUGGAUAAUCCUAUAAGAACAUUUCAGGAUUUGUCCAAACAAAUGGAUAUAUCUUACGGUACAGUCAGGGAUUCAGCAGUGUAUGAAUACUUUAAAGCAAAAGGGACAAACCCUCUGGAGCAGGAUAACACAUUUGCUGAACUGUGGAGGACAAUCAGUAAGAAUAAUGGGGCAGAUAAUUGUGUAUCAAACCCUUCUGAAGGCAUCAGAAAGGCAAAGAAAGGAAACUAUGCUUUCCUGUGGGAUGUGACAGUGGUGGAAUAUGCUGCACUGACAGAUGAUGAAUGCUCUGUGACAGUCAUUGGAAACAGCAUCAGCAGCAAAGGAUACGGAAUUGCACUCCAGCAUGGAAGCCCCUACAGAGAUCUUUUCUCCCAGAGGAUCUUGGAGUUGCAAGAAAGCGGAGAUCUGGAUGUUCUUAAACAGAAAUGGUGGCCACGUAUGGGGCGUUGUGACCUGAAUAGCCACACCAACGCACAGACAGAUGGGAAGGCACUCAAGCUGCACAGUUUUGCAGGCGUUUUCUGCAUUUUAGCAAUAGGCCUUCUUCUUGCCUGCUUGGUGGCAGCACUGGAGUUGUGGUGGAACAGCAACCGUUGUCAUCAAGAAACUCCGAAAGAGAGCAGAUACAGCAUGGGCAGCAGCAGUGCAAACUUCCCCACAUUGCCUCACCAAUGUGCCUCAACCCUGACCUGGAGAGACCACCUUUAGGGCUCUGUAGUAUAGCGGGAGGUGUAGCAAAAUUCCUCUGAAGAUUACCACAAGUAUAUUGCCAGCGUUCAGGAUGAAUGAAAGAAAGACUUUAUCUCUUUCCAUGGCAGCCUUACAUGAUCUGCCUUAAAUUCCCCUGCCCCCAUGUUUGAUGAUAUGCAAAUUCCAGCCUACCUCAAAAAUCCGUACUUCCAGCUUUAGCAGUCAUGAAUGUUAUUCACUAGGACUUUCCUCUGGCAUUAGAAGAAUAUGAAACCCAGUGUACCUCAGAAAUGGAAAUAUGAGCUAACAGAUAUGAGUCCAAUGGAUCAAAAUUUGUCACAGCUAAGAAUUGUGAUCUGCACCAUAUUCUCCUACUAUUACUCCAUGGCAAUUGAGGCUUCCAUACCUUCAGCAUGGUGUCAGCAAUGUUGGUUUUAAUUAUUAAAGUCUUAUGCCUUCACCACUGUUUUCACUAUCCUCGUCUUUCUCUUUGUCACUUCAUUUACAUUGUCUCCUUUGUUAUCUUUUUAUCUGACAAUUUGAUUUCCCCUGGGAUGGUUCCUUUUGCGAGUGAAAGGAAACAUGAGAUCAUCAAGCUGAUGUUUUAUUUUCCAUUCAUUGCAUGUCUUCUAUAUUUUAUCUUUUCUUUUUUUUAAAUUAUUUUUUCUGUAUUUUUAUGACGUCUGAAAUCUUUGUACAUUUUUUGCUCAGUUGCAUAUAAGUGAUCAUUUGUUUGUACCACUGUAUUGUAUUCUACUUUUCUAAGAAAAAAUAAAGUGUUUUUGGGGAAAAUAAAUAAUGCAAACACUGGCAAAAUAAUGCAUUUUAAUGCCAUCUAGAAAUUCAGUUUCAAACUAACUUUGAAUAUAAUAAAAUUAAAAACUUCAGCUGGCAUUUUAAAAUCAGCAAAGUAGUGUUAGGAAUCAGUCAUUCCAGAACCCAAAAUUUAAUGUUAUUUCAUGACAAAGUACAAGCUCGAAGUAUCAGUUAGAGUCCAAAAAAAGAGGAUAUUUAAAUUGCUUUGUACAAGAACUGAAGUGUACCUUAACCAACUCAGUGUUGUCUUUUUACAUGAAUGAAGAAACAAGAUUUUCUCCUUAGAGGUCCCUAAUGGUGAUGCAGAUAUUCUGUAAUAUCUGAUCACAAGCAGUUUGUUCAUCCAGAAUCCAACGCAAUCGAUAAAGUCUUGCUAUUGAUCACCAUAGAUCUAUGUCCAGGUUGCAGUGGAUUAAAAGUGACGUGUCUACCCCAUGACUAAGGACAUUUGGCCCAGGCUCCUGAUACCCACAGUAUUCAAGCAUCCAUUUGGUGCCAGCAUAUGUCCCCAGGUGCAAGGAAGCGAUUUUUGUAUUUUGUUUAAUUUUUCUGUCAGUCAUAUAAGAAAAAUGGGAUUCUUAAGGAUAUGAUCUAGACUUACUUAGCAUAAACUCUAAGGAAAAAAAUAAAAGGAAAAGCUGAAGAGAAAUAAGUUUAAAAAAUGCAUGUUGCUGUACGGAGAACUCAGAAAGAAACAACCUGCUUAGAGUUCCAGUUUGGUAAUGAAUUUAAGUACUUGCUUAAGUUGCAUUAUAUGACCUAUCCCAGAGAACUUCUGUGGCUACUCAUGUGCUUGGCAUGAGCUUAUGUGUUUUACUGAAUUGGAGCCUUAAUGUGUCAGAUUCUUUUAGACUCUUCACACAAUGUUUACAGAGCUAAUGUUUGAUAUUUUAUCUCAGCCUACAGUGGGUGGUAUUGGAGAGUUGGCUUCUUGAG